Messenger RNA from Neltuma alba, 1446 nucleotides. RefSeq lists its product as uncharacterized. The record is from RefSeq and is a predicted model, not a curated record. Lineage: Eukaryota; Viridiplantae; Streptophyta; Magnoliopsida; Fabales; Fabaceae. Bases 1 to 1446 code for a protein of 481 amino acids. The transcript has a single exon.
AUGGCUAGCCACAGCAGCAGGUACAGCAACAGCAUCCUCAACAGGAAGAAUCAAAAAUUAAGAAAAUAUUUGCUCAAUUAUUGGCAAAUUAAGAAUCUGCAAGGGCUGGCAACCUUCUCUCUCCAUAAGACUGCUAUAAAGAAUCUUGAGGUUCAGAUGGGACAGCUAGCUUCUCAAAUGAAUGUCCUUAUAAGUAAUAGCCUUCCAAGUGACACUAUUCCUAAUCCAAAGAGGGAUAAUAAGGAGUGUAAAGCAGUCAACUUAAGGAGUGGCAAGGUCCUUCCUGACAGUUUUGGUCCUGGUAAAGUUACUAAAAAAGCUCAAAAUGACGUGGCAAUUGAUCUUGAUAAGGGUGAAAUAGGGCAUGAAGAGCCCAUCUCUGAGGAUGAUAACAAGAAGAGAAAGCAAGCUAAGAAGGACAUGGUGGAUGUGGUAAAAGGCAAGUAUGUAACUUUUGAUGUUACGGAGGAAAAGAAGAGGAAGACGUUGACCUCUCCUACUAAAUAUGUGCCACUGCCACCUUUUCCUCAAAGACUUAAGAAACAGCAAGAGGAUGGCCAAUUCAAGAAAUUUCUUGAGAUGUUUAAACAGCUGCACGUAAAUAUACCUUUGGUGGAAGCACUAGAACAAAUGCCAAAGUAUGCUAAAUUCAUGAAGAAUGUCUUGACAAAGAAGAGGCGGUUUACUGAAUAUGAAACUAUAGUAGUGACUAAGAGUUUCACGGAUGUCAUCAAGCAAAUUCCCCCUAAGCAAAAGGAUUCGAGAAGUUUCUCUAUUUGUUGUUACACUGGAAAUAAGUUCAUGGGGCAAGCUUUAUGCGAUUUGGGAGCUAGUGUAAAUCUGAUGCCACUUUCAGUUUUUAAUAAGUUAGAGUUUGGUGAAGCUAGACCAACCACUAUUACUUUACAACUAGCUUAUCAAAGCAUGUCGUAUCCUCAAAAGAUCAUUGAAGAUGUGUUGGUGAAGGUCAACAUAUUUAUAUUCUCUGUUGACUUUAUUGUGCUUGACUUUGAGGCUGAUAAAGAAAUGCCUUUACUCCUGGGGAGACCAUGUUUGGCAACUGCUAGAAUCCUUAUUGAUGUUGAAAAAGGGGAAUUAACUUUGAUGGUUAAUGAUGAACAUGUAACAUUCAACAUGUACUAUUUGAUGAAAGCCCCAAGCCGUCAUGAGCAGUGUUCUUUUAUAAGCAUUGUUGAUCAGAUUGUGCAAGGUGAUUUCAACAAAUCAAUGUCUGAGGACCCUCUUGAGGCUGUAUUGUGGGGGCUUGAAAUAGAUGAUACAGAAGUAGCAGAGGUAUUGGCAUUGAUGAAUGCUUCGUCUUCUUACUCCAAGGGCCGAGCAUACUUUGAAACUCUAGAUCUUUCAUCUCUAGAAAGACCAACUUUGAAGCCAUCUCUUGAAGAGCCUCCAACACUUGAACUCAAGACCUUACCUUCUCAUUUAUAA